Orycteropus afer afer is the source of this 1650-nucleotide messenger RNA. RefSeq names its product oxidative stress induced growth inhibitor family member 2 (gene OSGIN2). The transcript is spliced from 6 exons. The record is from RefSeq and is a predicted model, not a curated record. Lineage: Eukaryota; Metazoa; Chordata; Mammalia; Tubulidentata; Orycteropodidae. The coding region runs from base 1 to 1650 and encodes 549 amino acids.
AUGCCGGUGUGGUGCUGCCGCUGCUCGCUGGCCGGUCAUUUCAGGAACUAUAGUGACUCUGAAACCAAAGGAGAGAUUUUUAAUUCCUUAGUGCAAUAUUUUGGUGAUAGUUUGCGACGAAAAGUUAAAGCGAUGCCAUUAGUUGAAGAAACUUCUUUACUUGAAGAUUCAUCUGUGACUUUGCCUGUGGUAGUAAUAGGAAAUGGACCAUCAGGGAUUUGCCUUUCCUAUAUGUUAUCAGGCUACAGACCAUAUUUAUCAUCAGAAGCAAUACAUCCAAAUACAGUCUUACUUAGUAAAUUAGAAGAAGCAAGACAUCUUUCCAUUGUUGAUCAGGACUUAGAAUACUUGUCUGAAGGCCUUGAGGGCCGAUCAUCUAAUCCAGUUGCAGUACUUUUUGAUACACUUCUUCAUCCAGAUGCUGACUUUGGUUAUGAUUAUCCAUCUGUUUUGCAUUGGAAAUUAGAACAACAUCACUAUAUCCCUCACUUAGUUCUUGGUAAAGGUCCUCCUGGUGGAGCUUGGCAUAAUAUGGAAGGCUCCAUGUUGACAAUCAGCUUUGGAAAUUGGAUGGAGCUACCUGGACUUAAAUUUAAGGAUUGGGUAUCUAGCAAACGAAGGAACCUAAAAGGGGACCGAGUUAUGCCGGAGGAGAUCGCUCGCUACUACAAACAUUAUGUAAAAGUCAUGGGUCUGCAGAAGAACUUCAGAGAGAAUACAUAUAUAACCUCUGUGUCAAGACUUUACAGAGAUCAAGAUGAUAAUGAUGGCCAAGACAGAGAUCUUUCAACAAAGCAUUUGCAGAUAGACAAGUCAAAAUUUAUCAAGAGGAACUGGGAAGUUAGGGGUUAUCAGCGAAUAGCUGAUGGCUCUCAUGUUCCCUUCUGUCUCUUUGCUGAGAGUGUAGUUUUGGCAACUGGAACACUGGAUUCUCCUGCCCAUCUGGAAAUUGAAGGGGAAGAUUUUCCUUUUGUGUUUCAUUCAGUGCCUGAAUUUGGAGCUGCUGUAAGCAAAGGAAAGUUGCGUGGCAAAGUGGAUCCAGUGUUAAUUGUAGGUUCGGGGCUUACUGCAGCUGAUGCAGUACUGUGUGCCUACAACAAUAAUAUCCCUGUGAUCCAUGCAUUUCGCAGACGAGUAACUGAUCCAAGCUUAAUUUUCAAACAGCUUCCCAAAAAGCUUUAUCCUGAAUAUCACAAAGUCUAUCAUCUGAUGUGUACUCAGUUAUAUUCCAUAGACUCGAAUUUAUCUGAUUAUACCAGUUUCCCUGAGCACCAUGUGCUUUCUUUUAAGUCGGACAUGAAAUGCAUUCUUCAGAGCGUCUCUGGAUUGAGGAAAAUAUUUAAGCUCUCUGCAGCAGUAGUAUUGAUAGGUUCUCAUCCUAAUCUGUCUUUUCUGAAGGAACAGGGGUGUUACCUAGGCCACAAUGCAAGCCAGCCAAUUACAUGUAAGGGUAAUCCUGUAGAAAUAGAUGCAUAUACCUAUGAGUGUGUUAAAGAAGCCAAUCUUUUUGCACUGGGUCCUUUGGUUGGGGACAAUUUUGUUCGAUUUUUAAAGGGAGGGGCACUGGGUGUUACACGCUGUUUAGCUACAAGACAGAAGAAAAAGCAGCAUUUAUUUGUUGAAAGAGGAGGAGGAGAUGGGUUAGCUUAA